GUUACCUAUUAAGAACCUCUUCUUCUCCAACCUUCUUCCCUUCUUUGAGUUAAAUCUUUUGGAUUUUCAAUCUUUUUUACAGGUUUUUUCAAACUGAAACCUUCAUCGUUUGAUUUUAUCAUCACCCUUGUCAAAAGUCUUGGUUAAUUCCUUGUUUCUUUUUCUCUCGCUGCCUUGCGGUUUAAGUUUAAUCACAAGGCGGUGAGGAAGAAAGAGUAAAAUUCAAACGAUGAAGGUUAUUGAAGUUAAAACGGGAAUGAAGAUACCUUGGAAGGCACGCUAUUCAUUAACUCUGUUGAUUUUGUUACCAUCAGUUCUUCUUCUUUGCAACGGCCAAGAUUAUGGAACACCGACCGAAGAUGGAGCAGGAGGAGGUGAGCCACCACCUGAGAUGACGCGUUGCAACGGUAUUUUCAUGAGCUACAGCUUCGGCAGCCGCGAAACAGAGUACCCUCACGUUAAGAACGUGACGGCGCAAUCAUGGGCGUUUAAAUCGUCUGCGAUGAUUGUAAACGUGGGGAAAGAAGAGCUCACGGGAUGGCAAAUGUUUAUAGGGUUUCGUCACAAGGAACUGAUCGUUUCUGCGACUGGUGCGUCUCCAGUGGACGGAGAUUAUCCUCUGGAUGCUAGCAAUGGAACCACGUUCGUUGGUUCACCAAACACGGAUUUGAAAACCUCGAUUGAAACCGCAGGUGAUUUCACUCAGAUAUCCACCAAUAUCGAAAUCACUGGGACUCUUUUCGGGGUUGCAAAGGGGGUCACACCCAUGCCAAGAACACUUAAGCUCAUCAACGACGGUUGGGAAUGUCCUGCCGCUAAAAGAAAAGGAAGCAGUAUGAACGUGUGUUGCAAGAGAAACCCUAAGUUCAAGGUCAAAACUGGACCAAAGACAAAGUUUGCACCGAGAAGACACGGUGAUCUGAACAUAGUAUACGAUGUGUUGCAAUCAUUUGGCAGUAACUACUUAGCCCAAGUGACCAUCGACAACGAGAAUCCGCUGGGGCGUUUAGACCGUUGGAACCUAACAUGGGAAUGGACGCGAGGAGAGAUUAUAAACACGAUGCGAGGAGCUUACACUUACAAAAGAGAUCCAUCUGAAUGUCUUUACAGCAGAGCUGGACAAUAUUACAAAGACUUAGAUUUCUCUCAGGUCAUGAAUUGUCAGAAGAAGCCAGCCAUUUCUGAUUUGCCUCCUGAGAGGAAGGAUGAUAACGUGACGGGCAAGUUACCUUUCUGUUGCAAAAACGGAACUCUUUUGCCUCCUCUUAUGGAUCCGUCGAAAUCCCGAUCUAUGUUUCAGUUGCAGGUUUUCAAGUUACCUCCGGAUCUAAACAGAACAGCUCUAUAUCCACCUCAACACUGGAAAAUAGAUGGAGUUCUCAAUCCGCAGUACAAAUGCGGGCCACCGGUUCGGGUUGACCCAUCGCAGUUCCCCGAUUCUAGCGGUCUGCCGGCAGUAACCUAUGCCAUCGCCAGUUGGCAAAUUGUCUGCAACAUAACCAAACCUAAAGCUCAGGCUUCAAGAUGUUGUGUCUCUUUCUCAGCAUUUUACAACAGCUCUGCUAUUCCUUGCAACACUUGCGCUUGUGGAUGCAAUGACAUUGAUACAACCACUUGCAAUGCUGACCGUAACCCACUUCUCCUCCCUCCAGACGCGCUCCUUGUUCCAUUCGAUAACCGAACCCUAAAAGCCAAAGCUUGGGCCCAACAAAACCACAUGCCAAUACCAAAGAAACUCCCUUGUCCGGAUAACUGCGGAGUCAGCAUUAACUGGCACGUUAACACGGACUACAGAGACGGUUGGACGGCUAGGUUAACCGUUUUCAACUGGAGAGACUUCGCUUUUGAGGAUUGGUUUGUAGCGGUUGAGAUGGGAAAAGCAGGUCCAGGGUAUGAAAACGUUUACUCCUUUAACGGAACACGUGUUCCACCAAACAACAGAACCGUUAUGUUCCAAGGGUUACGUGAUAUGAACUACCUUGUAGGUCAAGUUAACGGAACCCGUCCGCUAAGAGACCCUCCCGUGCCGGGCAAGCAACAAUCUGUUAUCUCCUUUAAAAAGAAGAACAUCAAAGGACUGAAUAUACCAGAAGGCGACGGUUUCCCAACCAAACUUUUCUUCAAUGGAGAAGAAUGUGCGCUACCAAAACAUUUCCCAAAGAAGAGCUUGGGACAUAGACACGGUAUCAGUGUCUUGAUGUCACUUGUUCUCGCUAUAGCGGCUUUUGCACUAAUGAUGGAUUAAUUACUAAAGACAUAACUAAAGUUAGCAUUAUUGGUCAGCUUGGUGUUUUGAUGCUGUUGCUGAAGAAUUAGAAGGAGCAGAUGUGGAAAAGAUCUUUGUAAUAUGAUUGAUCUAUAUUGAAAAAAUGGAUAUGUUGUAUUAUACUUUUGUUUGAUCUUAGUUUUUAAAUUGGAAUUUUUUUCUUGAAA
Messenger RNA from Brassica napus (rape), 2433 nucleotides. RefSeq names its product COBRA-like protein 10. NCBI's taxonomy places the organism in Eukaryota, Viridiplantae, Streptophyta, Magnoliopsida, Brassicales, Brassicaceae. Gene Ontology annotation, cellular component: membrane. The transcript has 3 exons. The record is from RefSeq and is a predicted model, not a curated record. Gene Ontology annotation, biological process: cellulose microfibril organization. Bases 230 to 2245 code for a protein of 671 amino acids.